Molecule: messenger RNA, 450 nt
Organism: Ambispora leptoticha
Lineage: Eukaryota; Fungi; Glomeromycota; Glomeromycetes; Archaeosporales; Ambisporaceae
Source: the annotation of a GenBank genome assembly
AUGCCAAAGAGGAGCAUCGAAAAAAGACAAGGAUGCACUCCACACCUAGCCCGUUGCUUAUUUACAUCUAAUGGUACACAAAGCCAACAAAUUGGUGGCGAGAUUCAUUUCGCAGAAAUGCCUAGUUGUGUUGUGUGGGUCGAUGGACAGCUCAACUUUCAUCCAGAUGAACAGGGUUUCCCCACGACAUUUCCUUUCUACGAUCUUCAUGUCACAUCAUCCCCUGAUAUUGCAGACCCUUCCGUGACCACUGAGGAUCUAGAAGAUUUUGUCAUUACAAAUGAUAAUGGGCAAGAUCUUGUUAAUUCGCCUUUUCAACAAAAUUUUUCUUUAAGUGUUUUCCCAAAUGAUUUUUUUAAUGGUACAACUCCAUACUUUGUUGUAGUUGCAAUAGACAAAUCUCCUAGCGAUCAAAUUAUUGGAUCUUGCUCUAUCGAAAGAAUUUAUUGA